AUGCUCAGCCUUUACCCGAGGCUCUCGGCGAGCUCCCGCUACAGCGACGCCGACGCCGACGCCGACGGCAACGACGACGUCGCCAGGUACCGCGCCUUCUACGGCAUCGCCGUCGCCUGCGUGGCCAUCCUCCUCUUCUGCGUGCUCACCGCCACCGUCGGUCCCUGGAAGGCCGGCGCCUUCGCGGCCGCGGUGGCGUCGCUGCUGGUCGUCCUCGGCUGCUUCGCGCCCAGGACAUCAUGGGUUCGCCGCCGGACGGGGAGGCCAGUGAGUCCCGUGCUUGCUCUCACGGCUACACACCUCUUCCACGUGGAGUGCAUAGACAUGUGGCUGGACUCGCACAGGACGUGCCCAAUGUGCCGGUGUGUGAUCUCGCCGCCGCCACCGCCGAUGACAGCGAAAGCCUCGGAGCUGGAAGAGGCGCCUCAGUCGUCGGAUGAGGUGUUGCCACCGGUGUAG
Messenger RNA from Triticum turgidum subsp. durum (durum wheat), 459 nucleotides. The record is from the annotation of a GenBank genome assembly. NCBI's taxonomy places the organism in Eukaryota, Viridiplantae, Streptophyta, Magnoliopsida, Poales, Poaceae.